This is a messenger RNA of Trypanosoma cruzi, 1146 nucleotides long. RefSeq names its product surface protease GP63, putative. Gene Ontology annotation, molecular function: metalloendopeptidase activity. The record is from RefSeq and is a predicted model, not a curated record. NCBI's taxonomy places the organism in Eukaryota, Euglenozoa, Kinetoplastea, Trypanosomatida, Trypanosomatidae. Gene Ontology annotation, biological process: cell adhesion; proteolysis. The coding region runs from base 1 to 1146 and encodes 381 amino acids. The transcript has a single exon. Gene Ontology annotation, cellular component: membrane; cytoplasm.
AUGCGUCGAUUCGUGUCCACCGUGCUGCUUUUUCUCCUUUGGCUCGCCGGUGGUCCCUGCGCCCUCGCGGAGCACCGCUGCAUCUUUGACAGGGUCGCCUUGAAUUGGUCCCAGCUGCAGACCGCCGUGGUGCAGGAGCUCCCACGGGGAAGAGCAGGCGCAUGGCAGGCGUACACCGUGUCCACCCCUGACUGGGCGCCGAUCCGGAUUAAAGUGUUUGCGGAGGACCUGAAGGACACGACGAAGUACUGCACGGUGCGGGGAGACGUACGAUCGGAUUUCACUGGGGGCAGGGUUUUGUGCCGGCGGCAGGAUGUUCUCACGAAAGAGAAGAUGAGAAUUAUGGUCAACAGGCUGCUGCCCGAGGCCGUCAAGCUGCACACGGAGCGGCUUUUUGUGCAGCCCGUCAGUGGCGUCUUGAGGUUGCCAAGGUUCAAGCUGGGAGUCUGCGGCGAGUUUACUGUCCCCAUCACGCACCACUUGUCGGGAGUUGUUGGUGCCGACAUGUUGCUGUACGCUGCCGCUGCACCCACCAUCGGUGGGACUGUCGCGUGGGCCUCCACGUGUGUGACGCUGCAGGACGGACGGCCGGCUGCUGGUGUGUUGAACCUCAGCCCGAGCUUCAUUGCCCCCAAGAGAGAAAGCAUACGCGUGGUCUCGCACGAGAUUGCGCACGCGCUGGGGUUCAACAGUAUAUUAAUGUGGAGGCUGGGGAUGAUCAGCAGGCGCUCGGAUGUCCGCGGCAAGGCAAUGACGUUCGUCGUGGACUCCAACGAGAUAAUUGACGUCUGUCUUUACAAAGACUAUUUUGGGGUCCCACUUGUCGCUUUCUGUUGUCCAUUGUUUCGAAAAUGUGCGUAUUUAGGGAUCGUAAUACGCCCAAGCCAGAUAAAUAUUUUGCGAAGGGAAUUACUUGUUUCAUGUCGGGUCUGGAACACCCCUUUUCUUUAUUUGCUUUGGAAGGACACUUGGGAUUUGUACAUGGAGACCCGCUGCUGUGGCAGCGUGGGUGUUUUGUCGUCCAGUUGUGUUUGUGUUUCCCUACGUAUCCACCGGCGGAAUUGCAGCACGGGGUGUGGGCGUGCCAACCCCGUAGACCUCAACGGGGAGCACACACACGGACACACACACAGUUUAUCUUUGUAG